AUGUCUAGGGAUUGUCCUCAGAAUAAGAAUCGGAUGCAGGGGAGGAGCACUGGUCGAGUCUAUACUUUAGAUGCAAGGAAGGCUAAGAGCAACAAUGCCUUAAUUGCUGGUACGUGUCUCGUCAACGAUCAUCCUUGUUUUGUAUUAUUUGAUUGUGGGGCGACACACUCUUUUGUAUCAAUUUGGUGCAUGAAGCGUCUUGGCUUGCAAGCAAUUCCUUUCUCUCCUUCUAUGGUGGUUAUUACCGCCAUGGAUGAUGUAGUUAAGACACCUUUGAUUUGUGAAAAUUGUUCGCUCUCGGUGAAUGGUAGAAUUUUCCAGAUUGAUCUUAUUUGUUUACCACUUGAGAAGGUUGAUGUAGUUUUGGGGAUGGAUUGGCUUCCCGCCAAUUCGGUAUUUAUUGGAUGUGAAGAUAAGUUAAUUAUCAUUCCAUCUAAUGAAACUACUUCAAGGGAUAUAUUAACUAUUAUCUUGGAAGGUACGGUUGGCGUGGUUAAUUUCUUAUUUGAGAAGGAAAAGUCAGUUCUCUUGGUUCUCACCAAGGAAUCUAGCGAUAAUCUGAGUGUUACACAAAUUCCCAUCGUUUGUGAAUUUCAAGAAGUUUUCCAUGAGGAUGUCCCUUAUCUUCCUCCUAAAAGGAAAGUGGAAUUCUCUAUUGAUCUGAUACCUAGGACGGCUCCAAUCUCCGUUUCUCCACAUCGUACGGCGCCGCUCAAGUUGAGAGAAUUGAAGGAUCAAUUGGAAGAGUUGUUAACCAAGCAUUUCAUCCGACCUAAUGUCUCACCAUGA
Messenger RNA from Lathyrus oleraceus (garden pea), 789 nucleotides. RefSeq lists its product as uncharacterized. Lineage: Eukaryota; Viridiplantae; Streptophyta; Magnoliopsida; Fabales; Fabaceae. The record is from RefSeq and is a predicted model, not a curated record. The transcript has a single exon. The coding region runs from base 1 to 789 and encodes 262 amino acids.